Lingula anatina is the source of this 904-nucleotide messenger RNA. RefSeq names its product cysteine-rich venom protein VAR8-like. NCBI's taxonomy places the organism in Eukaryota, Metazoa, Brachiopoda, Lingulata, Lingulida, Lingulidae. The record is from RefSeq and is a predicted model, not a curated record. Gene Ontology annotation, cellular component: extracellular region.
UUUUGACUUUCUUUUUAAUUUUUAUCUGGAAAAAGAUUACUUCUCUUGUCUUAUAUAUUUUAAAAACUUACACUUUUAAAAUGCUUAAAGAUGGUGAAUUUAACUCUCGUUUUAUUUACAUACAAAAACAGCGCUGCUGCUUUACUUCAAACACAAUAUGACUAAUAUAUUCAGGCAUGCGCAUAUCUUGUAUCACUUGUUGCAGUAAAAAAAAGGAUCGUCCGCAUAACACUUUAAGGUUCGUUUUCUUGCGCAGGACAAAGAAGCGACAAUGCUGGAGAAUCAGAAGUCUCUGCUUGGUGGUCUGACUUGCGUCAUUAUCGGCAUAACGGCAUUAAAUGCAGCGUCCACUUCCUUCUCCGGAAUGCGAGCAAAGAGAUCCCUGUCGUCGCCGUGUGGCGGGUGCCCGUCAAAUUUGCUUAAUGCGACAGAGAAGACGGAUAUCCUCAACUACCACAAUCUAGCCAGAAAAAUGGUGCAGCCUCCAGCCGAGAACAUGCUUCAGAUGAUGUGGGACCCCGACCUCGCUGACUGUGACGGCCAAGAAUACAUUAACCAAUGCCUCUUCGCCCACGGUCACUCCAGUCUCAUAGACACAUGCUCUGCGGACAUUAACACCCAGGCGAUUGGCCAAAACCUUUACGUCUAUUGUAGCACUAGUAACAUUCGGCCUGAAAACUUUACUGGGGAAGCGGUGGAGUAUUGGUUUCGUGAAAAGGAAGACUAUACCUAUGAUACAAAUACCUGCGCAUCUCAGCGCAUCUGUGGGCAUUAUACUCAAGUUGCCUGGGCCAAUUCCUUCAGACUUGGGUGCGCUUACUCUGCUUGCCAGAGUGACCAGUCUCCGUGUGGGGAGGAUUUCCCGUAUUACUGGAUCCUUGUUUGCAACUACUACCCAGGGUAA